This is a messenger RNA of Aspergillus piperis CBS 112811, 489 nucleotides long. RefSeq lists its product as uncharacterized. Bases 1 to 489 code for a protein of 162 amino acids. The transcript has a single exon. Lineage: Eukaryota; Fungi; Ascomycota; Eurotiomycetes; Eurotiales; Aspergillaceae. The record is from RefSeq and is a predicted model, not a curated record.
AUGAAUACCUUCGGCUUACAUGCAGACGGACCCUUUGGUGGGAUGGGCGGCAGUUCCUACGAUGCCAGAGAUCGUGAAGAGAAAGUCAAGCAUGUUGAUUUAUGGACCGCAAAUUACGGGGACCGCAACUACGAAGUUAUUGGAGCGUUCAAUCUAGGAUUCCAAGACGGUUAUUCGACCGGUAGAAUCGGCGGAAGAAAUAACGCCGUCCCACUUAACGGACCAUAUUCAUAUACUUUUGCGGAUGAUGAGACAAUAAAUCAUAUGUGGGUCAAUGCUGGAGACGGAGAAGGCUUCGUCAACGGACUCGGAUUCAAAACCAAUAAAAAUUCCGAAGGUUUCAAUGUUGGUGGACAUGAGGGUCACGAAACUGAACUGACAGGUUCUGAUCUUGGUGCGAAUGGCGAAUGGGCCGGAGCUACAGGCAGAGACAACAUACACGGUGCUGAUGCCGUUGUGGACAACAUGAUUCUUUAUUUCAAGGAGUGA